AUGUCUUCGUGGGAUAUCCAACGAGGAACGAGACGAGAAUGUAAAGACACACUAUAUUCGGAUACAGCUUGCAACUACACCAAGAAUAAGGCCAAGCCCGUUCGUUUCUGUGUUGUGAUUCGAGUUUCGAUUAAAUCUGGCAGCAACGUUCCAGACUUCAGCGCGACGUUCCUGACGUUCGAUCUCAAUGCCGAUCUGAAUACAUUGUUCAACUGGAGUGUGAAGCAGCUAUUUCUGUAUCUAGCGAUCGAAUACCAGACGGAACUGAACGAGCUCAAUCAGGUGGACAAAAUCAUCCUGCGAAGCGAAAACGGUCUGCUGGACUUCAAGAACAUGAUCAACAAGUACUACUUCUGGGACGAUGGCAAUGGUUUGAAGGGGCACCAGAACGUGACGACGACCCUUUCCUAGAACAUCGUUCCAAAUGCAAGACUGCUUCCGAAUGUUUUUGCUCGCGGACAUCAUUCGCUCAAGUUCUCGGAAACCUACAAGCCGUCGCCUGUCUAAAUUUUCCUUAGUUCUUCAGUUAUGCAAGUUUAGU
Messenger RNA from Uranotaenia lowii, 541 nucleotides. Its product is annotated as signal peptidase complex subunit 3-like. Gene Ontology annotation, cellular component: membrane; signal peptidase complex. The record is from RefSeq and is a predicted model, not a curated record. Lineage: Eukaryota; Metazoa; Arthropoda; Insecta; Diptera; Culicidae. Gene Ontology annotation, biological process: protein targeting to ER. The coding region runs from base 1 to 411 and encodes 136 amino acids. The transcript has 3 exons.